Messenger RNA from Morone saxatilis (striped sea-bass), 6556 nucleotides. It is a transcript of the gene rfx1b, whose product is annotated as regulatory factor X, 1b (influences HLA class II expression). Gene Ontology annotation, biological process: regulation of transcription by RNA polymerase II. NCBI's taxonomy places the organism in Eukaryota, Metazoa, Chordata, Actinopteri, Moronidae. The record is from RefSeq and is a predicted model, not a curated record. Gene Ontology annotation, cellular component: nucleus. The coding region runs from base 2514 to 4754 and encodes 746 amino acids. The transcript has 17 exons. Gene Ontology annotation, molecular function: RNA polymerase II cis-regulatory region sequence-specific DNA binding; DNA-binding transcription factor activity, RNA polymerase II-specific.
UAACUGACUAAUUGUUAAACACAAAUAUUUGCUGGUUCAAGGUUCUCAAAUGUGGUUUAGUCUGUUUUCAAAUCAUUGUAAAUUGAGUAUCACUAUUUGAAUUUCACAGACUAACUGAUUGAUCACUUUUACUUCACUAUUAACUUUAACUAUCACUACUGUACAAUAAUCAACACCAUGAUCAGUUCAUUCUAUAUUCGUUGGCCUAGUUCAUCAUUUUAUCUCUUAUUGUGAAUCAAGUGCACAGUCACUUUCUUAUCUUCAUCCCAAGCUUAGAUUUACUUGUUGCACAUCAACAUUUUAUCAGCAGGACUUUAGGAAAAAUAAUUUGUGUGCAGUUUUGAGCUGGUCGUCAGAAGCUAAAGCCCAGUUCCAAUGAUAUCCACAGGCAUUUUAGGAAUUGCCUGACUACAUUUGUGCAUAGUAAUCUGAAUAGUUUUUGGUUAUGGUGAUAAUGUUUGUUAUGUGAGUUUCUUUGGGUCAUGUAGUUAGCCCAUAUUUAAAAUGGUCUGAUUAGAUUUCUAAAGGAAGAUGAGCUGAGAUCUAUGUCCCACCAGGAAACAUAGAUCUCAGUAGUGAUGUAGAUUUCCUUUCUGGUUGGGUAGUGCAUACAUUAUGAAGACAAAAUAAGCGGAUGGACUUGGUUGCUAGGAUACAUAGUCCAAACGUGGGAGCUGAUGGAUGAAGCCUGACUUCACUUCUACUGUCUUGCUUUAGCUGUUAUAGAGAGUUGGUGGUAUAAUGAUUUUUUAAUAUUACAUCUACAUGACUUUAAGUUGGCAAUUCCUGCAGUAAUACAAAAAGAUAUCUCAUCUUUUGCCUGUGUCUAUGGUAACUAAUGUAGUGUGUGCUCACAUGGCUUUGGACCCUUUUACAGAUAUUGGUUUAAAGUAAUUUAGGCCAUUGCUUUUUUAAUAAACAAAUGUUUGGCCACGAAGACAUCAGUUAGUAUUUUAAAAUAUGGCGUAACUAGUAGAAACGAGAGAGAACUGACCCCCGACACUGGUGUCUCUCUGUAUGUUUAUUUUAGGGCUGUCUAUUCGUAGAUCUUUUUGCCUGCUAGUAUCAAGUAACACUGUGCACUCCCACCCAGGGUGAGAGACUCACAGGCCUGGGGCUUGUCUCAUUCUCAUAAAGUAGGGCAGAUAAGUUAGCUGAAUAACUGCGCUUAUUAAAACCUGGCUUUCUCUCCUGUCUUGAACGUGCACUGCAGUAAAAAGACCUGGACUCAGCACAGUUAUGCAGCUUACCUGGCAAUACUGCUGUAAGAGGAUACUCCUUUCUUUGUUCUUUAUACAGAUAUUCACUUUGUGAUACCAGGCUAGAAUGAUGUCCAUUGAAUAUACACAGACACAAGGUUUGAUGUGGUAACAACCUACUUCUUUUGAACAACACAAAACUGAUGACAUUGUGUAGAAAGAAAAACAGGUUCUUCUGUUCAUCCAGGACUUCAUGAUAUCAGUAUCAAGAUAUCAGAUAUAUAUAUAUAUGUUUUAAAUAUACAUUUAUUUUGCAGCAGGCAGUCCAGUUGUUGUAAGUAGCUCACUUAAUUUUAAGAAAGCAUACACUUCACAGCGGUAUGCUUUUACCACUUAAACUGGCAGAAAUGAUGACAGAAAUCUUUUAAUAAAUAAGAACAACAACACAAAUGUCCAUCACAGUUUCCUAGUCCCCAUAUUCAGGUGCUUUUUUGGCUCCUGUAUCGAGCCAUUGUUUGAUACUUUUAUGUGUUAAAACACUAAAUUGAUAUGUAGGUGAUUGAAAAAGUAAGAGCUAAAUUGACAAUACCACGUGAUGAAAAUAGUAAAAUACAUAUGUAUACAUAAAUAUGCCUGUUUUAUCAACAAUAUGUGGUUGCUUGUAUGUGGGCAUACGUUAAAGGUCUAUGUUCUGGUCCUAGCUGCAGUUGUCAGGAUUGGGUAAACCUGAACAAAGUCAUGGAUCAGAAUGGUUUACACAGAGUGACAUUGCCUUUGUUAUUUUCCCAGCAGUCAGCCAACUGCCAGCUGGGAAGGAACAGUUAAUAGUCAAAAUGUACAAACAUUUGAGGAGAGACUGGUUGUCAUCAUAAUGCAAAAUUAAAUUAAGUGGUGGGUUGUGCAGAGUUGUGCUGGCUCAAGUGUAACUUGGCCAAAGUGUAACUACGUGUAUGGUUACAGCGGUUAACUCAGGUUGAAGUAAGAGCAGCACAGUGAGAGCUGGACAGUGUAAAACAGUCACCUCACCUGAAGGGCACAAGAAAGUGAACAUUAACCUCCUCCUGCCCACCCUCCAUCCUCUGUUUUCUCCAUCCAUCAUCCCUCAUGGAUCUCUCAUUUCCCCCUCUCAUCUGAUCUGCAUGUUUACAUGAUGGAGUGAUUUCUCUCUCCAUCUGGGGAGAUUAGCUGUCCAAGGCUGCCCUUCUGCAUGCAAGAUAUAAGGAUGAAAGGAGAGUUGGGCAAACACACUCUCUUCCUCCGCUCCCAUUAUCAGCUUCUCCUCAGCUGAACAAAAAACACCAACUUUGUUGCAGGAUGUUCUGCGGUGGCUGUUAUUACGAUUUGGAAGCAGUAUGUCAGGGCUCUGUUCAUUCCAAUGACAGCCUGUCAGACUCCAGUCCACCUGCCCCUGGUGUUCCUACUCAGGUGGUCCAACCAGUGCAGACCACCCAGCAGCAGAGGUCAGUGUUGCAAGCGGUGUCGCAGGCAGCCAAGAGGAUUCAGGCUGGCCACAUCAACAACCUACAAUCUGUGCACAUUAACCAGGAGGUGGAGCAUGUGUACUCUGGCCAGGUGUAUGUGGAUGCAGGAGGAGGAGAUGCAACUUUUACCACAUCCACCAUUCGAUCGGGCACAUAUCCUUUUUCCGACUCGCCCCUCUACUCCCAGACCCCUCCUACUUCCUCCUCCACCUACUACGAGGCCACAGCCAGCUCUGAGUCGGACAUCCCCGGCUCGGUGACUUCGCAGCCGGUUUCUGUGGCAACAGCGGGAGCCAAUAGCGGGGGAGCUGCUGCGGGCGGAGGAGGCUACGUCAUUCAAGGAGGUUAUGUGUUAGGAGGAGGAGCUAGUGGAGGAACAGGUGGAGGAGGAGGACAGAGUUACUCCAGCCCUAACUCUCGCGCCCCACCUGCCACUGUGCAGUGGCUGUGUGAGAACUAUGAGGGGGCAGAGGGGGUGAGUUUACCCCGCUGUACCCUGUACUACCACUACUUGCUGCACUGCCAGGAGCAGAAACUAGAACCUGUUAAUGCUGCAUCAUUCGGCAAGCUCAUUAGGUCUGUCUUCAUGGGGCUACGUACACGGAGAUUAGGGACCAGAGGGAACUCUAAAUACCACUACUAUGGUCUACGGAUCAAAUCUGGCUCCCCUCUGCUCAGACUGAUGGAUGAACAACAGCACAUGGCAAUGAGGCAGCAGCCUUUCUCACAGAAAAACAGGAUAAAGCCAGUUCAGAAGACACAGGGGAUCACCAAUGGGACAUCAAGUGGUUUGGGUCAACAGCAGGGGACGGCACUCUGUGAUAUAUCGGCGCAGGUGCAACAGUAUCAGCAGUUUCUGGAGGCUUCAAGGCCGCUGCCAGACUUUGUGGAGAUUGAUCUGCAAGGUCAAACCCUGCCUGAUGGGAUCCUUUUAGAACACCUCAAGGCCUUUCAGACUCUCUACAGAGAACACUGUGAGGCCAUUCUGGACGUGAUGGUCAACCUUCAGUUCACUCUUGUGGAGACACUUUGGAAAUCCUUCUGGAGGUUCAGCCAGAGCAGUGACGCAGAAUCACUCGACCUGAACAACGAGUCUGAGAAGCGUCUGCCAAAAUCGUGCCUGGUGGUGCUGUGCAAGUACGACCCCGUGCUGAGCUGGACGAAAGAGUGCGACAACCUGCUCUACCAGACUCUGGUGGAGAUGCUCAUCCCUGAUGUACUGAGACCCAUCCCCAGUGCCUUAACUCAGGCCAUCCGUAACUUUGCCAAGAGUCUGGAGAACUGGUUGACAGGGGGCAUGAUGAACAUCCCGGAGGAGAUGGUUCGCGUAAAGGUGGUGUGUGUAGGCUCCUUCUCUCAGACGUUGCGCCGGUACACCAGCCUGAACCACCUGGCCCAGGCAGCCCGCGCUGUCCUCCAGAACUCAGCCCAGAUCAACCAGAUGCUUUCAGACCUCAACCGUGUUGAUUUCACUAAUGUACAGGAGCAGGCAUCCUGGGUGUGUCAGUGUGAAGACCGUGUAGUACAGCGUCUGGAGCAAGACUUCAAGAUGACUCUGCAGCAGCAAAACUCUCUGGAGCAGUGGGCAACCUGGCUGGAUGGUGUUGUCUCUCAGGCUCUAAAGCCUUACGAGCAAAACCCUGUUGCCCUACCAAAGGCUGCCAAGGUCUUCCUGCUCAACUGGUCCUUCUAUAGUUCUAUGGUAAUCCGGGACCUGACUCUGCGCAGUGCUGCCAGUUUUGGCUCCUUUCACCUGAUCCGCUUGCUGUAUGAUGAGUAUAUGUACUACCUGAUAGAACACAGGGUGGCCCAGGCUAAAGGAGUGACACCCAUUGCAGUCAUGGGAGAAUUUGCCAGCACCAUCAAGAGCCGAAUCUCUCCGGACCUGGAGAAAGAAGAAGAAGAGGAGGAUGAGGAAGAUGAGAGCGAGGACGAGACUGGAGAUCUGGUGCUGCAGUCCAGCUCCCUGAGUGCAGUAGAUGAUGAGAAGGAGCCAAUGGAGCCGCCCGCCAAGCUGCCCAGGACGAGUUUGAAUCUGCACACUCUGACCGAGACCCACAGCACCCCACCUUAGUCACACACACACACACACACACACACACACACACACACUCACUCACCUUUGCUUUAAGUUUAACAUCAUGUCAUCCCAUUCUGUCAUCCAGUGUAUGCUUCUGGUGUGCAAACACAUGACAUUUGGUGUUGAGUGUGUGGUCGUCUGUUGUGUGGGUGUGUGGGUGUAUGUGCGUGCAAGUAUGUAGGAAAGUUGGAGACCCCUUUGCCAAUUUUGUAUUCUGUACUUCUGUGCUGCCAAUCUUUUUCUCUUUGCCUUCACCUGCUCAUUUUCAGCCCUUCCCUCGUUCCCUGUGCCUUCCCUGUCUAUCCAGUGGUUAGACGUCAGUAGCCGCUGCUGUCCAGCCUACAGUAUACUGUAUACAGUAAACACAGUAUAUUCUUGAUUCCCUCCUGCCCCGCCUUAACCACUGACCUGAUUGCUGUGGUGAGAUAAGACUCCAGUGUUCUUCAUUGUACUCUAUACUCAAACUAUCACUCACCUUGCCUUUUAAAGCAAUGACUAUGCAGGGGAGCUGGACUAUAAUGAAUGGCACCGUCUGAAAUUUAAAUUUUUUUAACCUCACAGUAGCAUCUGGAAUGAUACUGCAAACCAUGGAUUUUGUUGGCACAUGGAUGUUGAUUGACAGCUAUGUGGAUGCCAUAUUUUACUUUUUAAUGUAUUAUCCUUAUUAAUUUGGCCAAUUAACUGAUACCCUGUGCCUUUGAGAGAUUUCUAGCCUGAAAAAAAGCUUGUAUUCUAUAUAUUCUGUAUCAGUGGAUUAAUAAAUGAAGGUCCUGUGAAGUAGUGUUGGUGUUGUCAUGAACUUUUAAUAGCUGUGAAAAAACAAACAAAUCUGAGAUGGUGACAGUCAAACCUCGUGAUGAUUCUGCCCAGUUUGAUGUUCCUCAUCCAUCCACUGUUUUAUCUAUAUAUCAGCCAUCCGUUCUUUCAAGCUCAUAAUCUCUCUUCUAAACAGACACACACACACACACACACACACACACACACACACAAACAAACUGGACAGACGGCUUAAGUGCUACCCCACCACACACACCUUCAUAGAUGCAGUGCAACCUGAACGGGCCACAGUACAAGGCCAAAGCUUAUCCCACCCAAUCAGCAGCACUUACUACACUGUAUCCAUGACAACCUAUGUACCAGCUACAGCUAUCUCAAACUUUUUGUAGUGUGAAAGUAGAUGUUUAUUUUCUGGGUAUCAAUGUUGAACAUUUUGUAGAUAACCUAUAUUAUGUACCUUUUGUGGACACUGUCAUAUAUCCAAACUAUUUGUAUGUUGUUUAACCAUUAUUGCCUUAAAAAUGUUGUGGUGUGUCCACCAUCCAGAUUAUUGAGCUAUAUUUUUAUUGUGAUGAUGGUGAUGAUGGACCAAGCAUGUGAAUAUGGUGACUUUAUAGAUGAACCCUUUCCAAAGAGCACAUGCUCAACCAGCAGCCUCUCACAUGGCAUGAGCAGAUUUAGAUUUUAUUAAGUGUGUUGUACUUUGGGACUGAAAGGAAAACAAUAGGAAUUCUAAUCGUACUAGUGGGAUGUCCCUCAGGAUGGAAUGACUACCAAGAUCCCACCAAAGAGCACUAAGCAGAAAACAAGGGUAUAUUUACAUGUGUUAAUAUUGUGAGAGCAGACUACAGAAUCUGACUUCAAAAUAAAAUCAACUGCUAACUGCGAUGUUCUUAGCUUGUGCUGCUGAACCUUUUAUAAAUGAGGUCCUCUUUAUGUUAUUCUGAAGACCUUUGUACUUAGAUCUGUGAUCAACGUUUGUAGCUUUAUUCUCACUGUCAACUAAAAUGAUGUUUGCU